AAAAUAGAGGCAGCUGUAUGGGAUCUGUCAUCACUGGACAAACUCCCACUGGGUGUAGAGCCCGGCACUGUGGACAUCAUUGUUCUCAUGUUCAUGCUUAGUGCACUGCAUCCAGAUGAAUGGGGUAAGGCUAUCACUAACAUUCACAAGAUACUCAAGCCUGGCGGGCUCAUAUUGUUCCGCGACUAUGGUAGACAUGAUCUCACUCAACUGCGGUUCAAAUCCGGUCAUCUGCUCAAAGACAAUUUUUACAUCCAGGGUGGUAAGACACGAGUUUAUUUUUUGAGCUGGGUAUGUUGCCAAUAA
Messenger RNA from Suillus paluster, 306 nucleotides. RefSeq lists its product as uncharacterized. Gene Ontology annotation, molecular function: tRNA (cytidine-N3)-methyltransferase activity. The transcript is spliced from 2 exons. Lineage: Eukaryota; Fungi; Basidiomycota; Agaricomycetes; Boletales; Suillaceae. The annotation marks the transcript as partial. The record is from RefSeq and is a predicted model, not a curated record.